AUGGCCGCGGAAUUUACCUCGACGAAGCUUAAUGCGGAGAAUCAACUUCUCCUGGACCAACCUCUUUUGAAGCUACCUCAUGAGCUCGCUCGAAGAAAUCUCAAGUCCGUCCAGCGUAUAGUCGAGCGAGAGAAGGAAUAUGUCCUCCCCGCACUUAAAGAGACGACCAAAGCCUCCAUGUCCGACGAGCAGGCUCCCAACCAAACGCUCGCCACGCUUGAUGCUAUGAUAUCUCGAAUGCAAGGUUUGAAACGGAAAAUGGAGACUCUACAUCAGCAAGAGAGAGAAAUACACAACCAGUCAAGGAAACGCAUACAGCAUCUGGAGCACCUCUAUCAGAUCCCCAGCUUGACUGACGUCAAGUACGACCAGUGGUCCCGAAUUCGGCUGGAUAGACUUGUUGUCGACCAUAUGUUACGUUCGGGCUAUACAGAGAGUGCGCAGCAACUUGCUCGCGAGAAGGAUAUCGAAAGCCUGGUAGAUCUCAACGUCUUCAUACAAUGUCAGCGAAUUGCCGAGAGGCUCCGCCGUGGUGAGACAAGAGAUGCCCUGCAGUGGUGUGGUGAAAACAAGGCAGCUCUAAAAAAAAGCCAGUACAAUCUAGAAUUCGAGCUCCGGUUACAGCAGUACAUUGAGAUGAUCAGAACGGGAGAUAAAGCCAAAUUCAUAGAUGCAAUGGCGCAUGCCAAAAAGUAUCUUUCCCCGUAUAUUGAGACGCAAUCCACGGAAAUCCAUCGAGCAGCUGGCAUGCUUGCUUUUCCUCCCGAUACCAAGGCUGAGCCCUACAAGGUAUGUUCUCCGAACUUCAGAGGUAAAUAG
Messenger RNA from Aspergillus calidoustus, 819 nucleotides. Lineage: Eukaryota; Fungi; Ascomycota; Eurotiomycetes; Eurotiales; Aspergillaceae. The record is from the annotation of a GenBank genome assembly.